Messenger RNA from Lytechinus variegatus (green sea urchin), 6867 nucleotides. Its product is annotated as protein still life, isoforms C/SIF type 2-like. Gene Ontology annotation, molecular function: guanyl-nucleotide exchange factor activity; protein binding. Gene Ontology annotation, cellular component: synapse; membrane. The transcript has 24 exons. The record is from RefSeq and is a predicted model, not a curated record. Bases 878 to 6010 code for a protein of 1710 amino acids. Gene Ontology annotation, biological process: small GTPase-mediated signal transduction; positive regulation of axonogenesis; activation of GTPase activity. Lineage: Eukaryota; Metazoa; Echinodermata; Echinoidea; Temnopleuroida; Toxopneustidae.
AUCCACACUUUUUUGCCAAAUACCACGGUAACCCAUCUCACUUUCAUACUAAUGCCACACAAACUUUGAUCCUAUGCUGGUGCAUUUUAUACUACUACUAAUCGGACACAUCCGAGAAUGAAUCAACAAUGCUACGCCAGGCUUUGCUUUGCAUUUUAUGUCUAUCAGACCAAAAACUACCUGCUUGGCAUCAGGCGUUCAAGUGCCACUCGCCAACAGUCAUUACACCCGCUAUGGAGUGACAGGGUGCAACCGGUGCACCCCUUUCAGGAUUCUCGCACCCCUAUUAGGAUUCUUUAACCCUCCUCAGAAGGUCAGUGGAUGAGUAAUGGGACGAGUCUCGUUAGCGGUAGAGUUGUCUGAGGGAAGGUUCAUUUCUCUGUCUUGCGAGCGAGUGGAGAGCCAGGUCUUCUUAAAUGACUGCUGUCUAAUUGACGGACAUCGCAAAUCAAAGCGAUAUUGUCAAAUAACCUCUUGGAGAAGUUCCUCUUUUUGCUUUGAUUUUCAAAAUAGAGCCAGAUCUCCUUGCAUGACUUCUAUCCUUCGGACGGACAUCACAAUUGAAUGCAAUAUCGUCGACCACCUGGAGUUGUUCUCUUUCCUUAGAUUACUGUUCGCUGUAUUUAUCUCAGACCUUCUCCAAUAGCAUAAGCAUACUGUCUGUCUCACCAUUCGCAAAUCAUACCCUUUUGAGUCUUGGCAACUUGGAACCUGACUUUUUCUAACAAGGCAAGCGGCAAGAUUUCAACAUGAAUCACUCAUUGUUGUACUUAUAUCAUUGCAAAUGAGAUCGAUAUCUUGCAGUUUUGGAUAUCAGUAACCCAAUACAUUGGAUUCUUAGAAUUCUCUGAUCGAACAUACCAGGCUUCUCUUUUCCAUGUUAUUUGCUUUAUUGUGGAUAUUUAUCUUUUACAAGGAUUUCACUGCCUCCUCCUUCAAAUUGCCAAAGGACGAGGGUACACUGAAGCGCUCCAACUCACAAGUCGAUCUGAACUCUGCUGAGAUACCCCAAGACCUGACAGCAGAACCCAUAUGCCUUCCGGAUUCCAGGUCUUCUGAGGAGAAAGCAAAGCACACCGAGGAACCUGUAAAUGAAGAGCUGCACGUAAGAGUGUCAACCAGUGACUUUGAGGACGACAUGGAGGGGAAAUUUGGUCGCAAGAACAAGGAUGCAGUGUCGGAGAAGCGGCAGGCAGCUCUCCCGAUCAGUGGAGGGGUGCGGAGACUCCUGCAAUCGAGGAAAAAUCAAAGGCAGAUAAAGUACGCCACGUAUUCUCCAAAGCGGAGCGGAAGCACACUCUCCAGGAAUUCUUACUAUGACAAUGUGGAUGAUAAUGAUUACCCAAAGCGAAAUGGUGAACGCUCGUUACAAGGAAAUGAUUUGGCAUAUUCCCAGGAUGGGUACAUACAAGACUCUGAUAUUGUGAACAACCAGAAUAGAAAGAUAAGUUCAUCAGAGAUUUGCGUGGAAGGUUUGUCCACUCCCGGUAGUAUCGACAACCCAGUGAUAUCAGCCACAACAAAUGGUAGCAGGACAUCAUCACCUAGGCGGUUUGUAGGACCUGGUAGCAAUAGCACUAGUCCAAGGAAUGCAUCCUCAGUUGAUUCACAUUCACCCAGUCUUCCGUUAGGACCGGGCGUCCUGAAGAGUGCAAAGUUCAUCGAGGACAAUGCCGCCAACUUUGAGUUGGCCAACACCAUCAGAAUAGCUGGGAACCACCAUGAGACCAUGAACGGGAAUUUCAUCAGCCCAAACAGGGCCAUGACUCUGAAGUAUGGCAACAGUGCAGGUGGGCGAUUGGAAAAUGGAGCUGGUAAUGCUCCCAAGACAAAACGCUCGCACAGUUUCAACACAAGAACUACAAACUCCCUGUCCAACGAUAACAACGUGGACAGAUUGGAGAGAUAUAAUGAGGAGGAUAACACACUUGUGCAGGAUUACGAAGCACAUCUCAGGAACAUAACAGACAACUCUGACAGCGGAUUCGAUGGGACGCUGCCCGAAAGCGAAUCCUGCACCAAUCACUCGGCAUCCAUGGGGCAGGGACCGCUCCUGCCCAAGUGGAGAAAGCGUAAGACCUUUGGAAGCGAUAGCGGUAGCAGUUCAGGGGUGAGGGGGGAUAAUGGGACAAUGACCUCGAGUGAAGGAAGGCACUCGCAGCACGAUGUGGACUUCUUGGAUUCCACUGAUGGCAAAGAUUUUUACAUCAGAGAUGAGGAUGAUCACGUGGAAGAGGAAGAAGAGGAGAGUCAGUCCCUGAGCUCGCUUCACAGCCAGACCUCUUGUUACCAGCAGGGCGGGGCAACCAGGAAGGCCGGGUGGCUCAACGUGAAGAGCAUGCUGGUGCAGAGGAAACGCAAGUUAGAGAGGGCCACUAAGAGAUCUUGGAAGGAGUACUGGGUUUGUCUAAAGGGCACGAUGCUGCUGUUUUACACUUGCUCCGAGAAGACCGCUCCCGAUGAGAACAGCGAGCCGCGACACAUACUCGUGGUGGAAGACGGUCUAGCCCAGGCGGUCCCGGAACAUCCAAAGAGGGACAACAUCUUUUGCCUCAGCACGGCGUUUGGCGAUGCCUACCUCCUACAAGCAAACAAUCAGAUAGAGCUGGAGAAUUGGGUGACGGCCAUUCAUUCGGCUUGUUCCUCGGCAUUUGCAAGGCAGCAUGGGAAGGAUGACACCCUCCGACUCCUCAAAUCUCAAAACCAAAAGCUGGAAGACCAAAUUGAUCAAGAGAAUAAAACCAAGAAAAUGGCUGAACUUCAGCUGAUGACGGUAUCUGAUGCCAAAAAUAGACUUGCCAUCGUUAACCAGAUCUCUCAGUGGGAGCAGAACCUGGAGAAGCUCCACCUGGAGCUGUACCGGCUCCGCUGUUACUCCACCUCCCUCCAAGGCACCGAGCUUCCCAACCCCAAGACCCUCCUGGCCUGUGUCGGCAAGCAGACCAAGGCCCACCUGGGGCGGCUGGGCUUCUUCUCCGUCUCCUCUUUCCAUGCCCUGGUCAGCGCCAGGAACCCGGCCGGCAUCCAGGGACGCUUCACCAAACCAAAGUCCAAGAAGCAGAAAUCAUUCUUUGGAACACUGAAGAAGCACAAAGACAAGUCUUCAAGUCAACACUGUGACACAUCAUCAACGUCGACGCCCGUCGCUGGGGAGCACGAGGAUGUGGAACCAGACUUUGAAGAUGAAGAAGAGGCGUUGGAAUUUGAGGAUACUGGACAGUCAUUUGAUGAGGACACACUGGUCAGUCACAACGAGUCGACCACCUCUGACCAGCUCAGCGAGGGCUCCCUGGUCAAGGUGCUCCUUCCCGAUGACCAGAGCUCCAUGGUAACGGUCAGACCGGGAAUGACCGUUCAUGAUCUUCUCAUUAGCAGCUGUACGAAUCGGAAGAUGGACUAUCACAACUACUAUGUGAGAUUCAAAGUGGCGAUGAGGUACGGAGCAAACUACAACAUUCCAGAUAAAACGGCCAUUCUAUCUGAUGAGAAAUAUGACGAGAUUGAGAUCUGCACCAAGAGUAUCCACCAGGUUGAACUGUACAAGGUUGACGAGAGCGGAACGUUUGGUUUAUCCCUAGAGGCUGAGCUUGGAGAUGACAUAGAACAAGAAGAUCAACUAUGUGUUUUCAUCAGUUCAUUAGAGUCUGGAGGACUAGCCUAUCAUCAGGAUCUCCAAGUCGGGGAUGAGAUCCUGGUCUUCAACGGCCGGGUGGUCUGCGACCUCGACAUGCUUUACAUCGAGAACCUGCUGCAGACGAGCACCUCCCUGACGCUGACGGUGCGUUCCUGCCGCUCGGUGUUCGCCCAGACGCAGGCCAUGCAGGACACCAACCGCUAUAUCGAUCAGCUGACGUGCCCCCCGCCUCCGCUCCAGACCCGGCUGACGGACGAGAUGAUCGACACCCUCAUCGUCCCCUCCCCUGCAGCUUAUGAAGAUCAAGAAGACGAAGAUCAGUCUUCGGAAUCAAGCACCAACCCAUCGAUUCCUGGCAGAGACGGCACACCUCUCCCACCGGCAUCCUUCGAUACUGUCACCGACAGCAUCAGCAACGGCAAGGAAAAGCCGCCCCUGGACAACAAGCAGAUCGAGCAGUUGAUGAAAAACGCCGAGCAGGUCACCGAGUUCUGCCGCACCCUCGAGUUCCGUCAGAGCGUCCGUCGCAACAAUUUCACCAGGUCGGUCGGGGCCCGGGAGAGCCAGUUGAUCGACAUGCCGCCUCUGGAGGUUCUCCAGGCAGCUCAGAAGCUGCGGAAGGUCAUCACUGAGCUUCUAGACACGGAGAGGGCGUACGUCAGGGAUCUGAACUGCCUGGUGUCCAGGUACUUGGAACCUUUGCAGAAUGAGGCAUUCUUAUCUGCAGAUGAGAUUGAUGCUCUAUUUGGUAAUAUCAAGGAAAUUAUCAAGUUCCAGACUACAUUCCUGAAAUCCCUGGAAGAUCCCAUCUCAAAGCAACAAAAUUUUUCCACCCUCGAUAAUCCAGAUGAUUUCAAGAGGAUUUUAUUUUCCCUUGGAGGAUCUUUCCUCUACUACAUGGAGCACUUCAAGCUCUACAGUGCCUUCUGUGCUUGCCACUCCCGCUCCCAGAAGAUCCUGGACCCUGCCAAGGGAAACAGCGCCCUCAUGCAGUUCCUGGAGGCCAGGAAUCCCAAGCAGCAACAUUCCGCGUCUUUGGCCUCCUACCUGAUCAAGCCCAUACAGAGGGUGCUCAAGUACCCCCUCCUCCUCUCUGAGAUGCGUACCCACCUAGACCGCGACAGCUACGAGCACUACCACCUGUCCGAAGCCCUCAAGGGCAUGAACAAGGUCGCCGAGCAUAUCAACGAUAUGAUGCGGGUCCACGAGGAGUACGGGGCCGUCUUCGAUACCCUGGUCGCCGAGCAGUUUCAUAUCAAGAAGGAGAUUGCGGGAUCGAAGGUACACGAGCUUGCCAUGGAUGAUCUAGUGAAGUACGAGAAUAUGACCUGGCUCAACUGUCACGAUGACCUUCCAAAGUACAAGAAAGGUCGUGAACCCGAGGUCACUGUCUUUGUCUUCCGACCAGCGGUGGUCAUCAUAUGCAAGGAAAGGAGCCGCAAGAAGAGCAUGGUCAAGCUCUCUGGAACUGGAACACUGAAAGGAAACCCAGAGGACCUGAUCAAGUUCAAGUGGAUGGUUCCGAUAUCAGCCAUGCAAGUCAAGGAGACGUGUUUAUCUGAAACUGACUACUUGAGUCUAUGGGAGCUGGUGCACCUCAAAGGGGAGGGAAAAACAGAAAAGGUCUUCCAGUUUUCAUUCUGCUCUUCCGACUUGAGGAACUCAUUUCUGAAGGUGCUUCGGCAGACCCUGAGGGAUUACCAUCGUUCAAAGACUACCCCAGGAGGAGGCUCAAAGUUUAACAUCAAGAAGAACUACACACCUUACGGUGGCAAGCGCUUUGAGAAUUUAGGGCGCAACAAACGAACUCUGCGUAAAACGAUGGCAAAGUCCGAUGGGGGCUCGUCGGCAGGACAGAGCGAAGCGGGAUCGUUGGGUAGCGAGGAGAGGUCCAGCGAAAGCGGGUCCCACCGCUCGGACCCGAACUAUGACGAUACGGACUCGACGGGCACGGGGCGGGGGUCUUUCGACCAUGACCGUCGGGAGCCGAGCUCCAUCAUCAUCACAAGCCUCCAACGUCAGGAGAGUGAGGGUUCCCUGAAUUGCAAUGGGAACAACAGUCUGCAAAGGGGAACAAGUUGUGACUCCAGCAUUCCCAACUCUCCGGCAUCUCCUGGCGUGCCACCUUUCACCCCAACGUCCCAUGCAUCUCAUCCCAACACCCGCCAUUCUGAAGACCCACUCAGAACUCUGACACCCGAGUCCAGUGCUGUUACCCAGGGUAGCAAAGGACCGCACAGACCAUUAACUCUGGACCUGUCUUUAGUCCACGCCCAGCAACAGGCGAGUACUCCGAGCGAGCCCUACACCCCAAACCUGGAGGACAUAAGAGCUAGAUUGGCUGAAAUAGAAAUGGCUGUCGAAGACCACCAUUGAUAACAGUAUUGCCGGAGCUUCCAUUCUUGGCUAAUCCAUUUUUUAAACAACAUUGGAGUUUUUUUUAAUCAGACUCGUGGAUAGGGGCCUACAACAAGUAUUUGCCUUUUUUAAUACCACUUUUUUAUUGAUAUUACCAAUUUUUGUUUAAUGUGAUGCUACCGAUGCUGUGGAUUUUUUUUCCUUAAUCCAAGAUAAAGUGCAUAAAAUACUCAGGAUAAAUGGUGGUAUGUGUUUGUUUUUUUCAACCGUCUACAUGUACCUUUGCCUACCGAUCGAUUCACAACGAAGAAAAAGCAUCGCAAUAUAGCAAUGAAUGCUGCAUUUUUUGUAGGCUUGGAUGAACUUAUGUAUGUGUAUCCUCCAUCAGAAUUAAAUUCUGUGUGUUUCCACCUAAACAACAGAAUUCAUAUUAUGAAAAAUAGCAGACACCCAAAGAAUAGAAGAGACACCUGAGCCCCGUCUUACAAAGAGUUAUGAUUGAUCCAAUAAAUCGUAACUCGAUGGAAAUCCGUCAGUGCCGUAAUUUUUUCUACAGGAAAUUUGCAAAAUGUCCUUUGUAAACAAAGGAGAACACACCAAGAAAAUUUAUGGAUAUGGAUAUACAUUCAUGUCUAUGGAUGGAAGCGCCGUGCUGUAGCGGUUCUGACUCUCGCCUUUGUGUGUUCAAAUCCCACCAUAGCCUAGCUCCCUUUGGCAAGGCGUCAAUCCACACUUUGCCACUCUCACCCAUGUGUUAAGUGGGUACUGGUAGGAAACAACUGUCAUUAUGGUUGGCUUAGUAAGUUUGCGCCUAACAGGCGCAAACUUUGAAUGCUAUGAAUCCAGUGAUCGGGUAAUAAUAAUUGUGAAGCGCU